ACUAACUCCCAGCGCCAUCUACUUUACCGGUGCCUGACGUACCAUAGAAAACUCCAGAAUAGUCGAGCAUGGCUGACGUAGUAAACCCAAGAACUUUCUUUGAUAUCACUAUUGGAGGAGAAAGCGCGGGAAGAAUCGUCUUUAAAUUGUACAAAGAUAAGGUUCCGAAGACCGCGGAAAAUUUUAGAGCCCUAUGUACUGGUGAAAAGGGUGUUGGAACCAAAGGAAAGCCCCUUCACUUUAAGGGGUCGAUCUUUCACAGAAUUAUCAAGAAUUUUAUGAUCCAGGGUGGUGAUUUCACUGCGGCAAAUGGUACCGGAGGAGAAAGUAUAUACGGUGAAAAAUUUGAAGAUGAAAAUUUUGAGUUGAAACAUGAAAAACCUGGCCUCCUUAGCAUGGCUAAUUCCGGUCCUGGAACAAAUGGUUCCCAAUUUUUUAUUACCACCACCGCAACACCUCACUUAGAUGGUAAACAUGUUGUUUUCGGUGAAGUAAUAAAUGGGAUUGACGUCGUUCGUGAAUUGGAAUACCAGAAGACUGAAUCGGACAAGCCAUUAAUGGAUUGUGUUAUUAGUGACUGCGGAGAAUUGGCAGAAGGAGAAGAUGAUGGUUGCGUUGUUGAAGAUGGAACUGAUGACUCAUACGCUAAUUUCCCAUCAGAUUCUCAAAUAGAUUGGAAAAAUAAGGAAGAAUGUUCAAGAGCUUUUGUAACAAUUAAAGUCGCGGGUAACACUCUGUUUAAAGGUGGAGAAUAUAAAAAGGCUUUGCGAAAAUAUCAGAAAGCUCUAAAGUAUGUUAACCAUUUUUGUGAAGAAGGUCCAGAUUUGGAUGAGGAGGAGGAGAAAAAAAUAAAGGUCGAAAAUGCCCUACCAUUACAUCUUAAUUUGGCAGCCGUAUAUUAUAAGCUUCAAGAUUAUGAAAAAACGGUCUCAGAAUGUAACGAAGCGUUGGAAUUGGAUGGAGCUAAUACAAAAGCACUAUUUCGUAGAGCUCAGGCAAAACGUUUUCAGAAUGAAUGGGAGAGUGCUCUCACAGAUCUAAACUUGGCAGCCGAAAAAGAACCAAAUGAUAAAGCUAUAAAGAACGAAAUAAUCCGAAUCAAAAAUGAUGUCGCAUCGUAUAAGAAAAAAGAAAAGAUGACGUAUGCGAAAAUGUUUUCGUCUUAG
Dimorphilus gyrociliatus is the source of this 1166-nucleotide messenger RNA. The record is from the annotation of a GenBank genome assembly. NCBI's taxonomy places the organism in Eukaryota, Metazoa, Annelida, Polychaeta, Dinophilidae.